AUGUGCGGAGGAAGCGAGAAAGACCUUCACGACCCUCGGCGCUUCGGAGCCCUCGCAGUGGUGAGCGAUCGGUCUGGCCUGGAGCAAGACCUCUCUGGCCGGAUUAUGUUCUUCAACAACGUGGAUUCCAAGAGCACGCUGGCCACCCAUGUGAAGUUCAUACCAGCGCAGGGCCAGCACAUCCGGCACGACUUGACGUUGACCAUAUUCUCUACCGGCGACUUGACAGUGCCUGUCUCAGAAUGCGAGCAGAUUGAAAGUUUCACCCUCCCAAUGACCUUGCGUCCCGAUAUCAUGGAACCCAGCCCGCUGGAGUCGAGAUUAGGGCAGCAGCUGCUGCUCGAGGUCGGCGGUGAUGGAGUCAUUGGCAGGCGGAUAGCAAUAUCGUCGCAGGGCCCCUCAAAGACAUGCCUGGCCGAGGGUAUCGUUGGCUUCAACAGCGGCUCGAUAGCUCUGGCUGCAUGA
Molecule: messenger RNA, 465 nt
Organism: Diaporthe citri
Lineage: Eukaryota; Fungi; Ascomycota; Sordariomycetes; Diaporthales; Diaporthaceae
Exons: 2
Coding region: 1-465 (154 amino acids)
Source: RefSeq, a predicted model, not a curated record